AUAAGGAUCAUGCUUGCCCGCUGCCCUUCUCAGACCCGAUUGUCGCUGCGUUUGUCCUCACGGCUGAUGAGCUCUCUGUCACCGCUGCUGUCUACGGAACAGGCGCAAAGCCUUUCGCAGAAUGGGGAGCGUCGCGUGCGCUUCCUGGACGCAUCCUGGUACCUGGACAAGAGCCGCAAUGCUAAGCAGGAAUUUGUCUCGGAGCGUCUGCCAGGAGCCCAGUUCUUCGACAUCGAACAGAUCUCCGACACGAAGUCCACACUGCCGCACAUGUUGCCGAAGCCGGAGACGUUCGAGGACGCCAUGAUGUACCUCGGAGUGGAGAACGACGAUACGGUUAUCGUAUAUGGAGGCAAGCACUGCUUCAGUCCUGCGCGUUGCUGGUGGACGUUCAAGUACUUUGGCCACGAUAAUGUCCACAUCCUCAACGGUGGUAUCACCAAGUGGAAGAACGAGAAGCGCGAGCUCGAGAAGGGAGAGCCACAGCAAGUGGUGGCCGGCGCAUCCUACAAGGCCGAGCCCAACGAGGUGCUUGCGGUGUCGUGGGAAGACGUACUGGCCAAGAUUGACACGGAGACACAGAUCGUCGACGCUCGUGGAGCUGCGCGCUUCUACGCCAAGGAACCUGAACCGCGUCCGGGCAUGCGUGGUGGACACAUCCCGGGGUCUGUUAAUGUCCCAUUCGGCAAGAUUGUCAGCCCAGACGACUACUCGCUUUUCCGCGACUUGGGCGAGAUCAAGAGUGCUUUUGCCGAAGCGAAUGUGAAGAUGGACGAAACUAGCCAGAUCAUCACGACCUGUGGCUCUGGGGUGACUGCGAGUGUGUUAACUUUCGGACUGCAUUUGACUGGCAAGCCCUUGGAAAAAGUUUCCGUGUACGACGGCUCGUGGUCGGAAUGGGGCAUGCGUAGCGACCUCCCCCUGGAAACCGUAGCCAUGUAA
Messenger RNA from Phytophthora infestans T30-4, 942 nucleotides. RefSeq names its product 3-mercaptopyruvate sulfurtransferase, putative. The transcript is spliced from 9 exons. Lineage: Eukaryota; Oomycota; Peronosporomycetes; Peronosporales; Peronosporaceae. Gene Ontology annotation, molecular function: thiosulfate-cyanide sulfurtransferase activity. Gene Ontology annotation, cellular component: mitochondrion. Bases 67 to 942 code for a protein of 291 amino acids. The record is from RefSeq and is a predicted model, not a curated record. Gene Ontology annotation, biological process: transsulfuration.